AUGCAGCCUCUGCUGUGGCUCCUACUUGCAGCACAUUUUGCAGCUCUCUGUGAUGGUUUGGCCCUUCACCAGACUCCCAGGUCUGUGAUCGUUCAGACCCACCAACCAGCCAUCCUGUCCUGUGAAGUGAAGGGCCACACUAGUAACAAGCAUGUGUACUGGCUGAGGCAACAUGAGGCUCCAAGCCCAAGCACUCGUCUCGAGAUCCUGGCCUUCUGGGAUUCUGUGAAGCAAACCACGGGGUAUGGCUCAAGCGUGAAGAAUGAUGUGACCAUUUCUCAGAAUGGUGUGAGGUAUUUGCUCAACCUUACGAGAGUGAGGCCUUUGGACAGUGGCAUAUACUUCUGCAUGACAAUUGGAAAUCCUGAGCUGGACUUUGGCAAGGGGACUCAGCUGACCGUGGUUGAUAUUCUUCCCACCACUGCCAAGCCAACCAGGAAGCAAACACCCAAGAAAAGAAUGUGCCAGUUCACAGCAUUGCUGCCCCAGAAGGGCUCAUCUUGUAGCCCCAUAACCCUGGGCCUGCUUGUGGUCAUCAUCUUGGUUCUGCUCGUGUCCCUGAGUUUGACCAUCCACUUGCACUGCAAGUGGAAGAGAGCACGGCUUCGUUUCGUAAAACAAUUAGAAAAUAAAAACCUGGGUAAACGAUGCAAAUGUGUCCUGUGGGGUAAAGUACCAAUGUCUGUCUGCAGCAGCGAUGCUUACGCUCAGCUCGAAGGGAACAAUAAGGGCAGCAGUGGUGUAGCUCUGCUUUUUGUCCCAGACCUCUUUUUCCUGCACAAUACUGUGCAUCCAUGUUGUGAAGUGAAGAGAAUACCUGAAGAGCUACAUGGGGACUAA
Elephantulus edwardii (Cape elephant shrew) is the source of this 840-nucleotide messenger RNA. Its product is annotated as T-cell surface glycoprotein CD8 beta chain-like. The transcript is spliced from 7 exons. Gene Ontology annotation, biological process: regulation of immune response. Gene Ontology annotation, cellular component: cell surface. The record is from RefSeq and is a predicted model, not a curated record. Gene Ontology annotation, molecular function: coreceptor activity; MHC class I protein binding. Bases 1 to 840 code for a protein of 279 amino acids. NCBI's taxonomy places the organism in Eukaryota, Metazoa, Chordata, Mammalia, Macroscelidea, Macroscelididae.